AUGGUCGAGUCAUGGGUGGACUCGAUGGAGACCCUAUUUGAGGACCUUUACACAUUGGAGAAAGAUAAGGUCCCCCUCGCCACUCAUUGCUCAGAGCGAACGGCGAAGGUGUGGUGGAAACGGAUUAAGCAGCAUCGGGCUUUCGACCUUCUGCCGUUGACAUGGGAAGAGUUUCUGGUGUUGUUGUAUGUCAACUACUUCCCCGAUAGCGAUAAGAAGAAGCUCCAGGAGCAGUUUCGGAAGUUGAAGCAAGGAUGCCGCUCAGUUGCAAAAGCAUUGUGGGCGGAGCAAGGAAAUGCUCACAUCUGUGAGGAGCGAGAGGCGUUCGAAAAUGACGGUGGCAAGAAGCGGGCUCAAGGCAGUUAUGGAGCUCAGUCGAGGUCGAGGAAGCCGCCGAAGUACCCGCGAACCCAAUCCAAGAGCCGUGGACCUCAGCGGUGCACUAUCUGUGGUGGAAACCAUGAGCCAAGGACUUGUGCACAACAGGAGGGGAAGUGCUUCACCUGCGGCCAGGCGGGACAUAUUAGUCGCUACUGUCCGGUGAGGGCUUUGCCCGCUCCAUCGAUCGUGUCGGCUCCUGCGAUGCCAGCUCAUUAUGGAGGCGUUCCACCUACUCUGCAACGUCUGGACGUGCGAUGA
Messenger RNA from Ananas comosus (pineapple), 639 nucleotides. RefSeq lists its product as uncharacterized. The coding region runs from base 1 to 639 and encodes 212 amino acids. Gene Ontology annotation, molecular function: nucleic acid binding; zinc ion binding. The transcript is spliced from 2 exons. The record is from RefSeq and is a predicted model, not a curated record. Lineage: Eukaryota; Viridiplantae; Streptophyta; Magnoliopsida; Poales; Bromeliaceae.